AUGAGUUCAUCUUUGUCGUGUAUGUUUCUUUUGAUUUGGAUUAUCUGUAUCACCUCUUUGAUAAUUGAAAAGGGCUUUGUGGAAGGCGGGAAAAGAAGGAAACAAUCCAAACAGUCGUGGCUGCCCUCGCUACCGACAACUCAUCACAAGGGCAUUGCAGGUCAGAGCACAUGUAAAACUGAGAGAGAUUGUUCUAAAGACGAAUGCUGCGCUCUCUUAAAGACGAAAGCUGUGAAAGUCUGCAAGAAGAUCAGUUUAUUUGGGGAGAUAUGCAAUCCAUAUGAAAUACCUGGCCUUCCCGAAAAUUGCCUCUGUCAACAAGGACUGACUUGCAUGCGAGCGACAGGAGAGGCUUUCAGAUGUCUGUAUAUAUCUGGCAGCCCACUUGAUCGAGAGAAUGACGGAGAGUAAUAAACGGCGAUAACAGUGUUCAUCAUCGGUCAUUGUGUAGUAGCUGGUUAUUUUAAAUGUAACAUUUCAUGUUUAAAGCUCUUUUGCUUAUACCUUGCUUCUGCUUGAUGUACAGGCGUGCCUAUUCCUUUAAGAGGUGGUGUAUUUUCUGAAAUUGACGUAUGUUUAAUGCUUCGAGGUCUUAGCUAGUCUCAGAGCUAUGGCUUUUGCUACUGUUGACAGUUACGAAAGCUGUCAGCCCUCUUUCUUGUACAACAUCAGGCGUUCUGCCGCAGGAUAGAACGUCGGAGUUAGAAAGUUCCG
Molecule: messenger RNA, 714 nt
Organism: Pocillopora verrucosa
Lineage: Eukaryota; Metazoa; Cnidaria; Anthozoa; Scleractinia; Pocilloporidae
Source: RefSeq, a predicted model, not a curated record